Messenger RNA from Dovyalis caffra, 660 nucleotides. NCBI's taxonomy places the organism in Eukaryota, Viridiplantae, Streptophyta, Magnoliopsida, Malpighiales, Salicaceae. The record is from the annotation of a GenBank genome assembly.
AUGAUUCGCAUAACAGGAGUAUGCAGCCGGUUAGUGCAAGCAUUAGGAGUUUCAGGACGAAGCUCAUCAACUUGUCUUCAAACAACUCCAAGUUGCAAGCAAGAAAAUGCAGCCGAUGAGUUGAUGAUCCGGGCAUUGACUGCUGUGUUUGGCAUGGAAAAAAAUGGGAAAAUAAAGAAGGAGAAAGCGCGACUGGUGGUGGAGAAGCUUGGUUUGAUAUAUGGUGAAGGAGGAGAGGAAGAAAACGAGGCUAGUUUUGACCUGCCAGGUGGUGCAGACGAUGAAGAAGUGCCGGUAGAGGAGGUGCUGAAUGGAUUGGAAGAUGGUUCAGACCGCCAUCAAUUGUUGCAAGAAGCCUUCAAGAUUUUUGACGAGAAUGGUAAUGGAUAUAUUGAAGCAGUGGAGUUGAAGAGAGUGCUGCAAUGCUUGGGACUGGACAAAGGGUGGGAUAUGGAGCAGAUCCAGAAGAUGUUGAAGGCUGCAGAUCUGAAUUUUGACGGAAAAGUUGAUUUUAAUGACCCUCAGGCUGCUAUAAACGAUUGUGUGAGUCAGUUUGAUGAUGCCUUGAAUAGACUUGAUGAUUCUUUGUUGGCAAUUAAUGGAGGUCAGAAAAUGUUGGCUUUGGAAAAAAGACAGCAACAUCCAGAAAUGGAUGGAUGA